AUGAGAUAUAGUCCAGCUUCUUAACAAUAUGGAUAGGCAUAUGGGUAUUCUUAACCAUAGCAAUCUGUUCGACCACCCUAUCAAUCCUAUAAGCCGAACGACAAUGCAUAAAGUCACACAGUUACUCACCCUCAUGUUAGGGAAAUGUACCAUCGAGAAGCUCCAAUUACAGUAGUUACUCGAGAUGAGAUUGAGAGUGUUUGGAAGGCCAAAUGCUCAUAAUUAGAGUAAGCAUUAACAGAAUGUCAAACAGAAGUGAUGAGACUGAGAGGAAUUGGGGCCACUGAAAAAAUCACGUAUGUUGAAGAUACUUUGAAGAUCAAUUAAUUGUAUCUGGAAAUUGAUAGAUUAAAUAAGUGCUUGUUGGAUAUGUCUUUGGAAUUGGAUCAAUACAAACACAAAUUAUAUAUGGCAACAGACAAAUAGGCAAGAUAAUAAGCAGAAAUAGAUAUUGAUAAGAUGAGAGCAAUUAUGGUCGAGAAUGAAGCCAUGUUAAAUGCUGAAAUUGUUAGACUCAGAGAUCAAAAUGAAGAACUCUCUAAGAGAUAUCGCAUUCUAGAGUUAUCAAUGGCUGACAGCAGACAUCAAUUAUCACUUAAGGAAUAUGAAGCCACUCUCUCUUAGUUGAGAUAAGAAAUCGACAGAGCUCAAUUCUCCAUAAAUAGUCAAAGGGCUGAAACUGAAGAAUGGAAGUUAAAAUACCAAAGACUUGAAGCAUAAUUGAGAGAUUCUGCUUAGUAUGAGGUUGAAAUUAGAAGAUUGAAGGAAAUGGUUGAUAAUCGAAAUAGGGAAAUAGAAUCACUUAAAUUAAAUUCUCAAUUCGAAAACGAUGGCAAACUUUAGAAUUUACAACUUGAAAUAGAGAGGUUGCAGAAUGAAUUGAGAUAAAAGAAUUAUGAAACCAAUCGUCUUAGAUCUCAAAUCCAAUAACAAGAAUCAACCAUCAAAUAUUUAAAUAGUAAGAUUUCAGAAUUAGACAAUAAGAUUCUGCAAAUGAAAUCAGAGUAUGAUUCUCUUAAGGCCAAUCAACUCAGUUACAAACCAAUUAUCUAAUCAAAUAAUGAGGACAAGGAAUAAAUUGAUAGGUUGAGAAGUCAAAUUCAAUAAAUGAACAUAGAAAUUGAGGAUUGGAAAUCGAGAUAUAAUGAAUUAGACAAAAUGUAUUAGGAUCUUGAAUACGAAUAUUAAAAUAGCAAUACAAGUUAUGAAGAAGUUACCAAACUUACAAAUGAUGUCCAAAUUUGGAAGAACAAAUUCUAGGAACUCAACAGAGAAUAUCAUCAAGUCUAGGAGGAGUUGGUUGUCACCUCUGCUGAAUUGGAUUCAUUAAAGAAGAAGUAGAACGAACUGUCCAAAUCAGGAGUUCGAUCUAGUGCAGCAUCGUAUAGGCCUGGAUAGCAUCCUGAUGUAUUUCCAUAGGCACAGAUUUGAACAUGAAUAUUUUAUCAUAUUUUACAGAAUAUAAUAUCACUUAUUGAUGA
This is a messenger RNA of Paramecium tetraurelia, 1481 nucleotides long. RefSeq lists its product as uncharacterized. The record is from RefSeq and is a predicted model, not a curated record. NCBI's taxonomy places the organism in Eukaryota, Ciliophora, Oligohymenophorea, Peniculida, Parameciidae. The transcript has 4 exons.